Pocillopora meandrina is the source of this 2738-nucleotide messenger RNA. The record is from the annotation of a GenBank genome assembly. Lineage: Eukaryota; Metazoa; Cnidaria; Anthozoa; Scleractinia; Pocilloporidae.
AGAUACAGCGACUGCUGCUCCCGUUCCUUUGCGGUCAAAGGGAACCACAUGCCAUGGAUUUUUAUUGGACUGGUCAUUUACACCAUAUGCAUUACACCAACUGAUACGAUUGAUAUUAAUAGCCAGAGCUUCUCAAACAUGGACAAGGUAAAUAAAAAGAUAUGCUGUGCUUGUAUAAGGGAGGGGAGCUCUUUAACGAUAAGGAGGGGGGGAGCUCCUUAAUGACAAGGGAGAGGAUAAUGAAAAUUUCACCCGCAGGACGUAGCCAAUGUGAGCGUGACUCAGGCUACCUUGCUGAACCCAUAGAUACUGCAUUAAAGAAAAUUGGUGAAUUAUGGUUGCCAGGAAAUUAACUGUUUCUUCCUGAGUUAAAAAAAAGAUAUUUCAAGGCAGCAUUCUCAUCUUCCUCACAUGGGAACCCCCCCUCCCCCCUCCUCUCCUUAAAAUAUAUUUUGAGUCAUCAACACUCGUGAAAGGGAGAACUGUUGGAUUAGUCUUCUACGCAGCCUUUUUUGGUUGUAAUGCGACGCUCCCCCCUAAAGAGUGUCUGCAAGAGAGGCUACUGGUAGAUUAAGUGUUGUCAAACCAAAAUUAAAGUUAUUCAAACAGGCAAUUAGAUCGACGAAAAAAAUAAUCAAACUCAGUCCUUCUUUAAGGUGAACACCUUUAAGUAGUCGGGUGCUAAAAAUGUCUGUCUGACUUCACGCUUUUGGCCAGGUGUAUCAUUUUGCAAGUCAAACACACGUAACAGGUAAAAUUUGAUGGACACGUCCCAAAUAUUAUGUUUUCCACACACCUACGAGGAGGAGAGCUAUAGAAAAUGCCCUUGUAUUUAAUAUUUUCUUGCUUUUUGUCCAUCACUCGGAGCGACUGUGAACUACUUAAAAUCUUGACUUCCUGUUUCGUAGAAAGAAAAAACAAGAGUGAUUGACGACAUCCUCGAAGCAACAUUUAAUCCCUCUGACGAUGAGAAACUGCAGUAUAGUGAAGAUUGGAAUAAGUUUCAACAGAAAAUGGGAGAGAUGAAUUCUAAUGCGAAAAAAACCGUUAAGAGACUCCGAUCAAUAGCUGACAGACUUGAUGAAGCGUGGUGGGAGUACAAGAUGAGUUAUGCCACUGGAACCUCUCUGUGUGUGGUAGGAGGAGUUCUAACAUUGACGACUGAAAGUAUAUAUGCUAAGGGUUUUGGAAUUGCUGGAUUCUUAAUAAACUAUAUCGCCAGUUCCAUAGACUAUACCAAACACUCAGAGGAUAACAAGGUGGCCGAAAAGCUCUUGAAGGAGACCAGAGACAACUUCAUCGCCGUGAGGAAAGAAAUCCAUCUUUGGAUAGCCAGAAAAGAGUAUUUCCGGAUAACGUACAUUUACGGCCAGGCUAUAGCCCAUAAGGUGGCUACACCUCAGGUUUUAAUGUUUCUUCGUGAGUGCAUUUUUGACUCCAAGGAAAUCCCCCCCAUGGUGAAAAAUAUGGCAAUUCUUAUCGAAAAAUGGGUAUGGAAUUCUGGUGCGAAAGCCCCAUUUCAAGGCGUUGCGGAAGGAGCAGCAAAGAAUGGAGCACAAGUUGCUGAUGAUGCAGUCCAGGCCAGCUCAAAAACCAUAAUAGAGAAUUUGGCGAAGAAUGGAGCACAAGUUUCUGAUGAUGCAGUCCUGGUCAGUGCAGAAACCUCAGCACAGGAAGUGGUAAAGAAAGGAACACAAUUUGCUGAUGAUGUAGUCCAAGCCGGCGCAAAAACCUCCACACAGGAAACAGCAAAGUAUGGAGCACAAUUUGCUGAUGAUGCAAUCCAAGCCUCCACACAGAAAAUGGCAAAUGGAAAAUGGCAAUCUCUUUAUGAUGCAAUCCAAAACAACGCAAAAGCCUCCACACAGGAAAUGUUCGAGAAUGCAGCACAAUUAGCUGAUGAUGUAAUCCAAGCCUCCAAACAGAAAAUGGCAAAUGGAAAAUGGAAAUCUCUUUAUGAUGCAAUCCAAAACAACGCAAAAGCCUCCACACAGGAAAUGUUCGAGAAUGCAGCACAAUUAGCUGAUGAUGUAAUCCAAGCCUCCAAACAGAAAAUGGCAAAUGGAAAAUGGCAAUCUCUUUAUGAUGCAAUCCAAAACAACGCAAAAGCCUCCACACAGGAAAUGUUCGAGAAUGCAGCACAAUUAGCUGAUGAUGUAAUCCAAGCCUCCAAACAGAAAAUGGCAAAUGGAAAAUGGCAAUCUCUUUAUGAUGCAAUCCAAAACAACGCAAAAGCCUCCACACAGGAAAUGUUCGAGAAUGCAGCACAAUUAGCUGAUGAUGUAAUCCAAGCCUCCAAACAGAAAAUGGCAAAUGGAAAAUGGCAAUCUCUUUAUGAUGCAAUCCAAAACAACGCAAAAGCCUCCACACAGAAUAUGGUAAAGAAUGGAGCACAAUUAGCUGAUGAUGCAAUCCAAGCCGGGGCAAAAGCCUCAACACAGGAAGUGGCAAAGAAUGGAGCAAAAUUUGCUGAUGAUGCAAUUCAAGCCGGGGCAAAAGCCUCAACACAGGGAGUGGCAAAGAACGGAGUACAAGUUGCUGAUGACGUGGCUGAAGCAGGUUUAAAAACAGCUGGAAAUUUCCAGAAACUAAUUGCUGUUAUGGACACCGGCCUUUUAUUGAUGGAUUCCAAAGAGCUGGUCUUCACGAUUAAGGAUCUUGUUCGAAACAAAGGAUCUGAUGCAGCGAAAGAUCUGAGGGAAAAGGCCGAGGAGAUCGAGGAUGCUUUUAUACAGUAA